AUGGUACACUCGAGAAAGUUUCGAGGUGUUCGCCAACGCCAAUGGGGUUCUUGGGUCUCUGAGAUUCGCCAUCCUCUACUGAAAAGAAGAGUGUGGCUUGGAACAUUCGAAACAGCAGAAGCGGCUGCGAGGGCUUACGACCAAGCAGCUCUUCUAAUGAACGGCCAAAACGCUAAGACUAAUUUCCCGGUCGUUAAAUCGGAGCAACAAGGCUCGGACAAUGAUCACGACCCUAACUCACCUUUGAUGUCUACAAAGUCCUUAUCUGAGCUUUUGAACGCUAAGCUAAGGAAGAGCUGCAAAGACCUAACGCCAUCACUAACGUGUCUCCGUCUGGACACAGACAGUUCCCACAUUGGAGUCUGGCAGAAACGGGCCGGGUCGAAAACUAGUCCCAACUGGGUCAUGCGUCUCGAACUCGGGAACGUAGUCAAUGAAAGUGCCCAUGAGUUGGGGAUGAAGAAACAAGACGUGGAGAAAGCAGAAGACGUAGAAGAAGAAGCUAAUGUUGAUGAGGAUCAGUUAGCUAUGGAAAUGAUCGAGGAGUUGCUGAACUGGAGUUGACUUUUUACCUUACCGGAUGAAAGUCUAAAGAAGAAUAAUGGUGGGUUUUUUUUUCACAAGCUUGAUUUUCGGAUUUUUUAUAUUCUUUCCACAGUUUAUAGUGUGAUUAAGAUGGAUCUAUCAAUCCAUAAUACAUGUAAGAAAAUUGUUUAAAAAUACGUGUAAAAAUGUAUUAUAUACACACACAUGGGGUUGGUGUAUAUUAAGAUUUGGGGUCUAUAUCGAUAAAUCUCCUUGUAUCAUUGAAUGAAUGGGACUAAAUGUCAAUUUACUGUUAUUAACAACUAAAACGAUAUUAUAAGAAAGAACAUCAAGAAACAAAAUACAUACUGGUUUCCACGAAUAUAUCUUGGUUCAAAGACUAUAGAUCAUGAAUACUCGAACAUAGUAAAUAUUGUACACACACACGACAUAAUCUAACAGUGCGCUCUGGCGAGUUACUCGAUCUCUUUUACCGAAGAGUUGCAAACGGUCUAAAUGAAAAUUUGUCCAGAAA
Messenger RNA from Brassica napus (rape), 1060 nucleotides. RefSeq names its product ethylene-responsive transcription factor SHINE 2. The record is from RefSeq and is a predicted model, not a curated record. The transcript has 2 exons. NCBI's taxonomy places the organism in Eukaryota, Viridiplantae, Streptophyta, Magnoliopsida, Brassicales, Brassicaceae. The coding region runs from base 1 to 564 and encodes 187 amino acids. Gene Ontology annotation, biological process: regulation of DNA-templated transcription. Gene Ontology annotation, molecular function: DNA-binding transcription factor activity; DNA binding.